Molecule: messenger RNA, 1043 nt
Organism: Synchiropus splendidus (mandarinfish)
Lineage: Eukaryota; Metazoa; Chordata; Actinopteri; Syngnathiformes; Callionymidae
Product: nucleolin-like
Exons: 8
Coding region: 171-983 (270 amino acids)
Molecular function (GO): RNA binding
Source: RefSeq, a predicted model, not a curated record
AACCGCCUCUAGCACUCUAGCAUGCGAGUGUUUUUAGCUUCCCACGUGUGGUGCUAAUCUGCUCUUUUUAAAAGUACUGAGGUUAUUGGCGUGAUAGCGGAUACUUAGCUUCAAACACUCCUGACAUUCGCUUGCUGCAACUACGUACGUUGGUCGCUGAAGACUGCACCAUGACAGAAGACACCUCCACCAUAAGUUCAGAGAAAGUGGACCAGGAAGUUAAAGCCAAGAAAAAAGUGAACCGGAAGCGAAAAGCCCAACCCAAAGUUCAAACCCCGCCGUUGAAGAAAACUAAAUCACUCAAUGAUGGUUAUUGUCUGUUUGUCGGCAACCUCAACUACCACAACACAUAUGAAAAUGUGAAGGAUUCGUUGGGGAAAUACUUAAUGACACAGAGUCUACUGGUACAAGAUGUCAGAUUAGACCGUUCCAGGAAACAUGCAUUUGUGGACCUCGCCUCGGAAAUGGAUUUGACAAAAGCGUUGACCUUAAAUGGUGAGCUGUUAUUGGACCGACCGAUGAGGAUUGCGAAGGCAAAAGUGAAGACUGAGGAAGUAGUGAAGGAGAAAGAGAGGGAGGAGGUGAAGGAGGAGGAGGAGGAGAAGGCUCCAGAACGGAACGGAAAGGUUUCUUCAAAGACACUGUUUGUGUUGGGCCUCAAUGAUAAGACAACUACAGUGACCCUUCAAGUUGCAUUUGAGGGUGCAGUCAAUGCUAAAAUCUCCCAUCAGCGCACAGUCAAUGAUCAAAGGUAUGGAUUUGUGAGGUUUGAAGAUGAGGAGCUCUGCAAAUCGUCCAAAGAGGCCAUGCAGGAUUGUGAGAUCGAUGGGAGCAAAGUCACUGUGGCUUUUGCAACAGGGCGGGCCAAAACAAAAGGCUCAGUGGCGCGUCCUGCUGGUCAUGGAGCCGGCCAGACUGUUAAGCGUCGUGGAAAAGGGAAAAAACAGGGACCGAAGAGUUCUGAAGUUAAUGAAAAGUCCUGAUUGUGAUUUGUUUUUAACUUUGCAUGAAAGUCAUUUGAAGAUAAAUGUGUUUUAAACAAG